This is a messenger RNA of Strongylus vulgaris, 429 nucleotides long. The record is from the annotation of a GenBank genome assembly. Lineage: Eukaryota; Metazoa; Nematoda; Chromadorea; Rhabditida; Strongylidae.
AUGCGCAAAGUGAAGGAUUUCUUGCAACUGAAGUACAAAGUCCAGCAGUUUUAUUUCAGCCUUCAGCAAACACUAGUUACAAGAGAGAAACAAUUAGAGACCUGGGCUAGUUUGGUAAUCGACUACACUCAACACUACAAGAUCUUUACGCUCGACGUAGCCGAGGUGGCCAACAGCGAGCUCUUCCACAAUCACAAGUUAAAUAGGCGCCUUUCUCCUGAAGGAAUACGUGCCGUUUUCGAUUAUCUUGAGCAAAAAAAGCACGUUGAGUGGAUAGAUCUCGCAAAAACACGUUGUCACAUUUAUUGGCGACGACCGGACGAGUGGGCAGCACUGAUAUACGCGUGGGCUGUGUCGAACGGUUUGCUGAAUACGCCGUGCACUUUGUACGAGAUUGCGCACGGAGACGAUACCGUGCAGGAAUGUUAG